Messenger RNA from Chlamydomonas reinhardtii, 2456 nucleotides. RefSeq lists its product as uncharacterized. Lineage: Eukaryota; Viridiplantae; Chlorophyta; Chlorophyceae; Chlamydomonadales; Chlamydomonadaceae. The transcript is spliced from 6 exons. The coding region runs from base 158 to 2062 and encodes 634 amino acids. The record is from RefSeq and is a predicted model, not a curated record.
UGCAUGCCGCGCAGUUGCGAUACCCGCGCUGUCGGCGUUGGCGGGGUCCACCUGCCUCCUGGCCACGCCGACACCCUCCCGCGACGGAACAACCGCUACGCAACAGACGGGGCCCCUGAGCUCGCUCUUAGACAACGAAGACAAUGGAAACCCGUCAAUGCAGUUGCAGCGUUGGUGGCAGCCGCUUGCAUGGGGCAGCUUCGGCGCAGCCUCCACUCGACAGCUUGGCGACAGCGGCCCUGCCCUCACGCCGCGUCUAGAGGCCGCGCUGGCGCAGGCCGCAUCACUUGCAGGGCUGCUGCUUCGCGAGGCCCAUGCCGACUCCCACACUGCAACCGAGCAAGCGCCAGCCCGCACCUCCUCUUCGGCGCCGCCGCCGCCCCUCGCCACGGCCUACCGGGCCAGCCUGCUACAGCCGCUGCUCGCCUUCAUGCGCGAGCCGGCGGCAGCAGCAGCAGCGGCGGCUGUAGCUACGGGUGGUGGGGCCUCGGCAGUAGCAGGCGGACUUGAACCGGCGCUGGGUGCGUUGCCGCCGGCGCCGUCGGCCGCGGCUCUGGCGGCGCUGGAGGCGGCGGCGCUGGCGAACUGGGACGGCCCCCAGCCGCAGCAGGUGGUGGCGCUGGUGUGGGCACUGGCGUGGGCGGGGCACACGCCGGGGCCCGAGUACCUGCGGCGCCUGCAGGCGGCCGUGGCAGCGGGCUGCAUGGCGGGCGGCAGCGCCGCUGGGGGCGGCGGCGGUGGCGGCUUCUUCGGCUCUACGCCGGCGUCCGGCGCCGCCGCGCCGCUGCCGGCACCCUGCCGCGCGGUGCUGCUGUGGGCGGCGGCCAUGCACGGCGCCGCGCCGCCGCCGGUGUGGGAGGCGGGGCUCCGCUCCCUGGCGGCGGUGGCGCCGUCAACCGCCGCCGCCGUCGAUGACGUAACGGUCAUGUACCUGCUGCAUGCGGCGAUGCUGGUGGCGGCGGAUACGUCGGGCAGGGCGGUUGGCGGCGGCGGCAGUAGCAGCGGCAGCAGCAGUGGCAGUAGCAGUGGCCGGGUGGCGCCGACCUCGCCGACGUCUGCGUCAGCGUCUUCGCCGGCGUGCCAGCCGCGUGCGACGCGGGAGGAGGUGGUGGCGGCGGUGGCUGGCCCUCUUGGGCGCAGCGGCAGCUCGCUGCAGGCCCGGCUGGCUUCCGCCUACUCCGAGUACGUGCCGCUCCACCCCGCCGUGUCCGGACCCUACCUAGCCCUGCUGUUCACCCUGCAGCAACUGGCGGCGGCAGCAGCGGGGGCAGCAGGGGCAGGAGGAGGGGCAGGCGGAAGAGCAGGAGCGGCGGGAGGAGGAGGCGGGGGAGGAGGGCUGGAGUGGGCGCCGCCGGGCGCGGCGCAGGCGGCGGCUGCGCUGCUGGCUAGCCCCAAGGAGCUGGCGCGCUGUCGCCGUGACCUGCUAUACCACUGGCGUGGGGAUGCACUGGUGGAUGAGGAGCAGCGGGCCCGAAACCAGAUCGUGUACCUGCUCACCCGGCGCCUGGCCGUGACGGUGGCGCAGCCGGAUGACGUGGACGUGGCGGUGCCCUCCCGCUGGCUGGCGCUGUACGUGGUGCGGCGCGGGGCGGCAGUAGCAGCAGCAGCAGCAGCAGGGGGUGCCGGCAGUAGCAGCAGUGGCAGCAGCGCUGCUCGCAGCAGUAGCAGCGGCAUUGGGGCUGCGGCGUCGGCUGCGGGUGCGGCUGAGGAGGAGCUGGCAGCGGAGGCGGGGGCGGCGGGAGAGGUGCUGGCGCUGCUGCUGCGGGAGAGGUUCGCGCCGCAGGUUGGUGCGGUGCCGCCGCCACCGGCUGUUGCUGGUGCUACUGCUGGUGCUACUGCCGCCCUGUCGCUAGGCGCCGCGCUACAGCCAGACUCACAACAGGAUGGAGAUGUCGCGGGCGGCGGUGGGGGCGGGGCGGCGGGCGUGUGGCAGGCGCGGGUGCGGCAGCUGCGGCGGCUGGGGUGGCGUGUGGCGGUGGUGGAUGCGGGUGUGUGGGCGGAGCUGCAGGGGGAUGCGGCGAGGGAGGCGUACCUGCACCGCGUCCUGCGGGGGCAGGCGUGAGCGUGGGCUGGCGUGUGGGAGCCAGCGCGUGUGUGUUGUGCGGGGGAGCGGGCACAUGCCUCGCCGCCAAUGGUCAUCGGUGGCAGGCCGUGCCGGAAUAGGCGGGACAUGAGCAUGCGGGGCGUGAGUGUCGGCGCAGUGGUGUCAGGUGCUGAUGCGUCGUAGGGCUUGGGUUGUGGACACUCAACAGUUUGUUGCAACUGGUGUGUUGUCAUGGUGGGGGCCCCCGGCCGCAGACACGACGCCGCUCUCUAGGCUGUUCAAGGCCCACAUGUUCAGACAGGCAGUCUGGCAGUGGCUCUGUGCCAUGUCCCUUAAAGGCGCGUCCGCAUUCGCACCCGCAUACUAUGUGGCCUACCAGCCAAUGCCAAUCUAGCCGCCUGCCAUCCUGGUA